Messenger RNA from Cercopithifilaria johnstoni, 1323 nucleotides. The record is from the annotation of a GenBank genome assembly. Lineage: Eukaryota; Metazoa; Nematoda; Chromadorea; Rhabditida; Onchocercidae.
AUGGUGGAGAAAUUUUAUGAAGUAUUUACUCAUGUUGAUGUGUUGAGAAGUCGGGAACCGGAAUAUUUCAUAUGUGAAAAGCCAAUAGUUGUGGAUUUCGACAGUUUUACUAGCAACAGAAAUUCCAAGAACAGCAAGGAAAUUGAAAAGGUAGAAAAAUUAGAAGUGAUAGAUACGGAUCAUAAGCAAAUGGUGGAAAUGCAAUCAAGUGGAGGAUCAUCAACUUCGUCUAUUGGAACAUCAGUUUCUCCGGUGAAAACAUUCGUCAGCAUUCUGGAAGAGGGAUGCAAAAAGUACUACGAUGGAACAGCGCCUAUUUUUAUGCCUAGUCUUGUGGAAAUCCCCAAUUCAUUUGCAAUACGAUGUGAGUUAUACGGUAUCCAUACCGUAGGUUAUGGAAGAACGAAGAAAAUUGCAAAACAGAUGGCUGCAAAAGAUAUGCUAAAAAAAAUGAUUGAGAAAGAAUCAUUUAGUGAUUUUGGGCUCGGUAAAACAAAAGAGGAAGCACUGGCUAACUUGGAGAGUAUGACAAUUGAUUUUCAAAAUCGAGGAAGUAAUGAUGAAUCUGUUGUAGAGAAUUGGGUAGGAAAAGUAAAUGCAAGAUGUCAAAAGCUGAAAUUAUCAAAUCCUACUUAUGAAAUUGAUGAAGAAGGACCCCCAAAUCAACGAUAUUUCAUUGCUAUAUGUAAAAUAGGGAAGGUUUAUGUAAAUGCACAUGGAAAAACGAAAAAGAUAGCAAAGGCACUGGCAGCUCAAAAAAUGUGCGCUCGAUUAGAAAAUUGGAAAGAACUAGCAGAUGAUUUUGGAAGUGCAACGCUUGCUGCUGCCUCAGGCCAAGAAGCUGCAAGCAGUAAUGAAUUUACAACAGGCGGAAGUAUGAAUACUCUCAAUGCACCAGCGCAAACAGUAUUGAAUCCAGGAUUGUUGCAUAAAGUCCGUUCUGCAUUUCGAGAUGGCUUUGGUACAAAAGGUCUUACAGAGAAAUUGACUGAAUUGGUUAAAUCGGGUGACGAAAAUAUCAGCAAAGUUUUUCCGAAUCCGGAGCUGAAAUUUAUAUUUCUUGAACGAGACUUAGAUGGUAAUUUCCAGUGUAUGCUGUCAAUUGAUAGUCCUACUGAUAUGAAGAACGCCUUCUAUGGAUUUGGACCGACAGAACAGGAUGCAAAAGAUUAUGCUUCGCGAAAUGCACUCAUACAUUUGGAUCUGUUUGCAGGAAAUUCCGAGCCACCAUUAAAUUCCAGUGAUUUGUCACAAACACAAGGGAUGGAUAGUUCCUUAACAUCUGCGAAAAAUUCCCCAGAAGAAGAACGUCAUUCUUCAUAA